This is a messenger RNA of Colletotrichum orchidophilum, 3069 nucleotides long. Its product is annotated as DDHD domain-containing protein. The transcript is spliced from 2 exons. The coding region runs from base 1 to 3069 and encodes 1022 amino acids. Gene Ontology annotation, cellular component: cytoplasm. The record is from RefSeq and is a predicted model, not a curated record. Gene Ontology annotation, molecular function: metal ion binding; glycerophospholipase activity. Lineage: Eukaryota; Fungi; Ascomycota; Sordariomycetes; Glomerellales; Glomerellaceae.
AUGGCCUCUUUACAGCAAGAGCAUACCUACGGCCCUAAAUGCCGCCUUGCCCCGGUGCCACAGCCAUUACCGGCAGGUGCGUACGAUGGCAUACCUCCGGUGGCUGCACAGUUUUUCUAUUCUUCAAUAAUACCGAUAGACGACCCUCUAUCUCCAGGAACAAUCGCCGGUGUCUCUGAUGCUCGAACCACUCGUGGCCCGAUUCGUCCUUUCUCGCUCGGUGACAAUAAUGCUCUCGAGAAGGCAUGGCUUAGCUUCCUAUCUGGCGACGAUAUUCAAGCUCAUGAGCAGUUGAUUCGAGACAGAAAACUAAGUCCAGUCACUGAGAAAGCUAAUGCGCACAAACUGGGUCUUCUAGUGCGCCACUUGGCUAUCAAACACCUCCAAAAGCACGGCGGUUUCAUUCAAGCAUCGACCACCGCUGGCGAAGCUUCGGACCUGCUUCCGGACACCCCGAUAUCUACAUGUUGCCCGGAGUUGUUCAUCGAUGUGUCUACCGAGCUACAAAAUACAUUUUGUGCGCUGGCUAGGAAACACCGCCCUUCGCUUGGACAGGAGAAAGUCGUACAAGAAGUCAUGAUGGAACUGAGGGGUCUUGUUGCAUCAAGCGAACCCCGUUCCCAGUUUGGGAGUGUCUCUUCUUCCCGGCCUCGGGCGAACUCGGCUCGUUCACGGCAAAUGGGAAUCAUCGGAUCAUUUAGUCCUCGGCAGGAAGCUGCAAGCGAACUGCAGAGAAUUGGGAAAGAGGCUGGCAACACAGGGGUAGAGUCUCAAUCUAGAGCCAGAUCUGAUUCUCGGACAAGCGAGCAAACGUCGCGGCCCUCAACGCCGGGUCUGGGCACUUCGUUCCGGCAGCAUCCUGCGGACGAUGGUAUCUCUGGCAAGCCAUUUGUUCGUGCUGGACUUCGGCAGCGACCCCAGGACGCGCUUGCGACAUCGUUCCCUCCUUUGGAGCAGUCGAAAUCGAAUGACACUGAGUCUCAAGAUGUAAGGCGGUCGUACACUAUGCCAGAUUCGCCCAGAACAAGGGCAAACACCACGCAAGCCAAGGUUUUCAGUGAUGAAAGCUACAGAAGGGAGGCUGUCGACGUUGUCGUCGGUAUUUCCCGGUUGCAUAUGGUGUCCCUCCCGGCUCUACAAAUGAAGCCUAUUUACUGGUCCCCUGUGAACGACAUUGCGAUGGUCCUCCGUGCUACCUGGUUCUACAGAGAUACGAUGCUACCCAUACCCCCAGCUGUGGCGAAUCAAUUAGAGGCUGGCUUCCGAGAGCUCAAGCCUCACACCGAGACAUGGAAUGAUGAGCUUCGUUGCGCCGUUGACGUUGGGCCCCUUGGCGAGGAGAAAGUCUCCCAUCGACUAUGGCCAGAGGACGUAAACUAUCCCAGCGACGGAGACACGCAGACGAUUUCGGACACUCGUAUCUCAUCAGAUCCGUAUUGUGCCGCAAGCUGCUUCCGCGGAGAAGCGGCAGCAGAGGGAGCUAUCGAUCCAACUUUGAAGGCCGUCUCAGCUGCGCAACCUCAUCGGAGUUACGCAACCUACCACGUUAUCUACAAAGAUGCCUCCAAGGCCUUCCUCUUAAAACCUAGCCUCAAGCCUUCGGCCUACUACGGCAGAAGGCCUGUUGCGAAAGUAAUGAAGGGGAUGACCGUUGGCAUUCCGGUUGUACGUGGCUUCGAUCGCGCGGUCUGGGAGCGUACACACGACAAGGAUGGACGUCGAGAACCUACCAAUAAAUCGGCUUCCUCCGCCAGCAAUGCGCCCCAGGCAGUUGGACACGACGUCUGCCCGGCAUGCAAGGCCGAAAAAGAGCGUGGCCAAGUUACCGACCUUGUCUUGGUGGUUCAUGGGAUCGGUCAGAAGUUUGCGGAGCGAGUGGAAAGCUUCCACUUCACCCACGCUAUUAACGCAUUCCGGCGUGACGUCAAUAUGGAGUUGGCGAACCCAGUUGUGAAGGGGGUGUUGAGAGAGGGCCAGAACGGUAUCAUGGUGCUCCCUAUUAACUGGCGGCAUACUCUCUCAUUCGGGGAAGGCGGUCCAAUGACAGAGGAAGACAAAGCACAGCACGUGCCAGACGGAUUCAGCCUCAAAGAUAUCGAGCCCGGCAGCAUCCCCGCAGUCAGGAGCAUGAUAUCGGAUGUCAUGUUCGACAUACCGUUCUAUCUCUCUCAUCACAAGAGCAAGAUGAUCAAUGCGCUGGUGACGGAGGCUAACCGUGUUUAUCGCCUUUGGUGCCGGAACAACCCCGGGUUCGCAGACAGAGGCCGCACUCACCUCAUUGGACAUUCUCUAGGCAGUGCCAUGGCUAUCGAGAUUCUUUCUCGACAACCCGCCCGUGUUCCGGCACUAGAUCUCUCGGCGAGAAUGCCAAUGCCAGACUUCUUCGAAUUCGACACGAACAAUCUGUUUUUGGUCGGAAGCCCGGCAGGUUUCUUCCUUCUUUUAGAGAGAGGCAUGCUUCUACCCCGGCGUGGUAGGGUGAAGCCUGGAGCUGAUCCCGCGGACAUAAACGCGCCGGAGGUAACGGGUGAGGCCGGUCGCUAUGGUUGCAUCGCCGUGGACAACAUAUUUAACGUACUGGCCAAAGAGGAUCCCAUUGCGUACCUCCUGAAUGGCACCAUCGAUCCGGCGUAUGCAACCUGUCUGAGAACAGCGCAUGUGCCGUCCAGCGCUACCUCCCUUUUCAGAUACGUUGGCAAUGCAGUGAAAAGUCUUGUGCCUGGCGCAGUACCUACCCCAGCCACCAUUGCCCCUCCUUCCGCCCCAAAGCCGAACUUUGCGCGCCUGCCUUCGCAGCUGGAGCUCGAGGUUCACGACUUCACGCGAGAGGAGAUUGCUGAGCGAAAGGCAUAUCUCCUCAAUGACAAUGGCCAGAUUGACUACUACCUCAGGUUCGGCGGUGGGCCUUUAGAAAUUCAAUACCUCAACAUGCUAAGUGCACAUACUUGCUACUGGACAAGCCAGGACUUCAUUCGAAUGCUAUGCAUGGAAAUCGGCAGGAAGCCCGGCAGGGGGAAUACGAUCCCCGCUAUGAGAGCGCAGAAGGCGGCCAAGAAGCCGCUUGGGUAA